This is a messenger RNA of Nematostella vectensis (starlet sea anemone), 960 nucleotides long. RefSeq lists its product as uncharacterized. NCBI's taxonomy places the organism in Eukaryota, Metazoa, Cnidaria, Anthozoa, Actiniaria, Edwardsiidae. The record is from RefSeq and is a predicted model, not a curated record. The coding region runs from base 427 to 738 and encodes 103 amino acids. The transcript has 3 exons.
AUAAUACAUGCUUCUUUCCAGAAAUUGUGUUGUGCGCGCUUUAUCGAGCUACAAGCCUGAAUGCAUCUAGAAUGUUUAACAGAUGGGGAAGGAUGGAAAGUUUAGCCAGUGGGCGUUUUUAACUCCUCCAACGCGCUACUCAGGCGCAAUCUGUGGCAGCUGCAACGCACCACUUCCAAAACACUGGUGGAGCACAUCGUGUCUGAACACUGCAAGCAAUCUUUCGGAGUGUUUCUAAUAUUAGAACACGUCGUGUCUGAACACGGCCCGUGCAAUUUGAGCUCAAGAAAAGAUCACUAGUGCUAAUUAUUUCCAAAUUCAUAGAUCCGACGCGCGCACGAAUAUCUAAUCAGAAAAGCAGCAAAUAGAAGCCAGCGAAGUGCAACCCAAAUGUCCCACAAAUUGUACUACGAGUUUGGUUGUUGAAUGGAAACGGCACGUAUCCAGCUCGAAAUACGAAAACUUGGAAACGAUAAGAUAAAGGUGCUCUCUUCGGAAUGCCCUGUUUUGCGAGCAUGCGCAGGUGUGGCAAACAACACUACGAUCCGAAUACUCAUCGCUGCUGUAGCAGGCUUUGGGGAUUUCCCGCAAUCUCCACAGUUUUCGUCUGUCCUCAAUGUUGAUGAAGGCAGAGAAACUACAUCAGCUUAUUCAAAUUAUAUUUUUGGGGAUGGCUGUAGGAAAAAAAAGAAUCGCACAGUUGUGAAGGAGUUGUUUUUAUCAUCUACAUACUAUUAACAUAUACAAAAUCCCCGUGCAAACUUUCGCACGACACGUUCAAGUUUCAAGAGAAUCGCCCACCAUUUCUCGGCCAAGCAAGCAGUUUGCAACAUCUUUCCAUUUUGCACGGGUCUGUCUUCUACAGAAAUACGCUCAGAGUUGAAGCGUUAUACAUAGUUCCCAUGAAGUCUUUCUUUAUUACAUUCUUUCGCGCUCCUCUCUUGCUUGAGCCAAUGAAUA